CUCCCAUCUUCGAAUCCUGCUCAAAAAUGGAUGUGUUUCAAGACAAGCAGGCGCGCGGCCGCUGCUGCACGAACACGCUGUGUUCCAUGCAUGGAGAGUCAGAUGUUCAGAGAGUGCGAGAGGCCGUCGAGACGGAUCUUCAUAGGCGAGAGUUGCAUAGACAGUACUCAGGCCAGCAGUCAAGGUGAGGGCCUCUCGCUAAACGUCUCGUGCUGUCGCACGCGGCCGGGACGGCGAUACAGUGAGUUGGUCUCGAUG
This is a messenger RNA of Mycena citricolor, 258 nucleotides long. The record is from the annotation of a GenBank genome assembly. NCBI's taxonomy places the organism in Eukaryota, Fungi, Basidiomycota, Agaricomycetes, Agaricales, Mycenaceae.